This is a messenger RNA of Lodderomyces theae, 630 nucleotides long. RefSeq lists its product as uncharacterized. Bases 1 to 630 code for a protein of 209 amino acids. Lineage: Eukaryota; Fungi; Ascomycota; Pichiomycetes; Serinales; Debaryomycetaceae. The record is from RefSeq and is a predicted model, not a curated record. The transcript has a single exon.
AUGUCAAAAGCUUUAUGUUGCUAUGCAUUUGAAACAUUGCUAAACAAGCUUAACCUCGAACAGACUAAAGUGCCCCUCAAGUCCUAUUUUGAGGCGGUGCACGAGGAUGCCAGCAAACUCCCCAAAUCAGCUCCUCUAUUCGUCACCUGGAAUAAAAAUUCGCAAUUGCGAGGAUGCAUAGGGACAUUCCAGUCAUUAGCAGUUGAGCCAGGUGUUGCCAAGUUUACCGUUAGCUCGGCAUUUGAAGACCCGAGGUUUGCACCAAUCGCCGCCAAAGAGGUCGCUGAUUUAGAGGUGGAUGUGACAUUGUUGGAUAGAUUCCAGCCAAUCUCGGACUACAAUGACUGGUCUAUUGGUGAACAUGGGUUGAAGAUAUCUUUUGAGCUUGAUAGCGAAUACUAUCUGGGAACUUUUCUCCCAUCAGUGGCAGAGGAACAAAACUGGGACAAGCCCACAACUUUAUAUUACUUGCUCAAGAAAGCAGACUAUCCGGUUAGCAAGAAACUGACUGAAGAAUUUUAUUCAACGGGAUUGAAGGAAGGGUGGUUGAAAUUGACAAGAUAUGAAGGACUAAAGGUACAUAUCGCGUAUGGCGAUUUUAUCGCAAUAAGAAAGUCAAUUGUGAACUAG